AUGGAUACUUUCGAAAAACCAGAAACUGCUCAACUCGAAGCUGCUCGAGAACCACCUUCGGCUCAAAAUGGUUAUCACAUUGAUGCUGCGAUAGAGAAGAGACUUGUGCGAAAAUUGGAUAAACACCUUAUUCCAUUGGUGUUGUUAUUGUAUCUUCUAUCAUAUCUUGAUCGAUCGAAUAUUGGAAAUGCUAAAACUGCGGGCAUGUCAAAAGACCUCGGAAUAUCAAGCAGCGAAUAUGAAUGGUUGUUGACAAUUUUCUACAUCGCAUACAUUGUGUUUGAAUGGUUUGCUUUGAUGUGGAAGGUUCUUCCCCCACAUGUAUGGGCUUGUUUCUGUGUAGUUGGAUGGGGUACCGUUGCCACUCUUCAAUCAGCCACCCAAUCAUGGUCUGGUAUGAUGGCAGCAAGGUUUUUCCUCGGAUUCUUCGAAGCCGGUUAUGGUCCCGGUAUUCCAUACCUUCUUUCUUUCUUCUAUCUACGUCACGAAAUCGGUAUACGAAUCGGAAUUUUCCUCAGUGCUGCACCCUUGGCAACAUGCUUCGCCGGUGCAUUGGCAUAUGGAAUUACUAGUGGACAUGCCGCGAUUGCAAAUUGGCGUCUUCUAUUUUUGGUUGAAGGUUUACCAUGUGUAGCCGCUGGAAUCAUGACAUUUUUUGUCCUACCCGAUAGUCCAGAGAAAGCACGCUUCUUAAACGAGGAAGAAAGAGCGGUCGCUAAAGCACGAGGCGUAAGACAAGUAGGCGCAGAGGAAGAACAUCGUGUUGGAGGUGUCAAAUGGGCUGAUAUUGCUGCAGCUCUUGUGGAUCCAAAGAAUUGGCUCACAGCCUUGAUGUACUUCUCAUGCAAUGUAUCCUUUAGCUCCCUCCCCGUAUUCCUCCCCACUAUUCUUAACGAGAUGGGGUUUUCAUCCAUCAACGCCCAGGGUUUAUCCGCUCCCCCAUAUUUCCUCGCGUUCAUCGUCGUCAUCCUCUCAACCUACAUUGCUGAUCGCACUCAACAACGUGGUUUGGUAAUCAUGUUCCUCUCGGUUAUUGGUGCCAUCGGAUACAUCUUAUUGGCCACCACUUCCACAACCGGGCCCCGCUACACGGGUGUCUUCUUCGCCGCCGCAGGAAUCUUCCCCGCCAUCUCUAACAUCCUCCCUUGGGUUUUGAAUAAUCAAGGCUCAGACACCAAGCGUGGCACGGGAAUCGCCCUCCUCAAUAUGGUGGGUCAAUGUGGUCCACUUCUUGGGACGAGAAUGUAUCCCUCGAAAGAUGGUCCAUAUUACCGCAAGGGAAUGUGGGUGUGCACUGCGUUUAUGAUUUUCAAUGGUAUUUUAGCGCUGGCGUUGAGAAUAUUGUUGAAUUGGGAGAAUAAGAGAUUGGAUGAGAAGUAUGGGGUGGUGGGUAGGAGGGAUGCGAAGGGUAAUGUGGUGGGUGAGAAAGAGGCUGAGGAUAAGUUGGGCGAGAAGUCAUAUGUGGGUGGAGAGGCGGGAGAUGAAAAUGAUGGUCCUAGGUUUAGAUAUGUGUUGUGA
Messenger RNA from Botrytis deweyae, 1518 nucleotides. RefSeq lists its product as uncharacterized. Lineage: Eukaryota; Fungi; Ascomycota; Leotiomycetes; Helotiales; Sclerotiniaceae. Bases 1 to 1518 code for a protein of 505 amino acids. Gene Ontology annotation, molecular function: transmembrane transporter activity. Gene Ontology annotation, cellular component: membrane. The record is from RefSeq and is a predicted model, not a curated record. The transcript is spliced from 6 exons. Gene Ontology annotation, biological process: transmembrane transport.